UGGGACGUUACUCGCGAUCAACAUGGCGGAGGCAGAGGCAGAAGUAAAGGACGCUCCGGCGGAAACAGARCCAGAAGCUCCUAAAGCAGACGAAYCAGAUGCUGUUGAUGCUCCAGCAGAGCCUCAACAAGAAGAGCAAACCAUGAGAGCCGUUAUUUUAGUUGGACAUGGAGGAUAUAGCAAGUUAAGAAUUGAAAAACGUCCCAAGCCCAAAGCUACGGAAGGUCAUGUUGUGAUAAAAGUACAUGCAUGUGGACAAAGCUUUGCUGACCUGAUGCAGCGACAAGGAAUGCUUCCUAAAUUCCCCAAGGCCCCAUCGUCAGUAGUUGGAAUGGAGUGCUCUGGUGUUGUUGAAGAAGUUGGUGAAAAUGUAACAGGUUUUGAGGUUGGAUCCAGAGUAUGUUGUCUUUCUUGGACAGGUGCAUUUUCAGAAUUUGUWUCUGUUCCUGCUGAAGUUUGCUUUGCAAUGCCAGAGUCAAUGAGCUUUGAGGAUGGUGCUGCAUUCCCAGUUAACUAYYUGACUGCAUACUUUUUGUURUUCUACUGUGGAAAUCUGAACAGAAGAAAGAGUGUUUUGGUACACUGUGCUGCUGGUGGUGUGGGAAUAGCAGCCACCCAACUCUGUAAGACAGUAGAAGGUGUGACAGUCUUUGGAACUGCUUCAGCAUCAAAGCAUGACAUCAUUCAGAAAAACGGUGUUGACCAYGCAAUUGAUUACAGAACAGAAGACUAYGUUGAAGCUGUGAAAAAGAUUACAGACUCUGUAGACUUAGUGUUGGACCCACUCGGUGGAGCAGACACCAAAAAAUGCUAUGACCUUCUURGCCCACUUGGAGCCCUAGUAAUUUAUGGUUAUGCAAGCAAUAUUUCUGAAUCAAAAGGCCUCUUUGCAGGAUUAAAAUCAUGGUUUGCAGGGCUUACUUUCAAUCCAUUAAAAUUGAUAAGCGAUAACAAAACAGUAUGUGGAUUGGCWGUUGAAGAUAUUAAACCUGAGUUAUUGCGUGAAGCAAUGGAUGUUUUGAUGAAGAUGUAUGAAGAUGGAGCCCUCAAGCCUCACAUUGACUCAGUGUUUGCUCUUGAAGAGGUUGCCCAAGCCCACCAAAAGAUGCACGAUCGUGCAAACAUUGGCAAAAUCCUGUUGUCUCCCCUGAAGGAACCCGAUCCUGAUGCUGAGCCAGUUAAGAAAAAGAGAAAAAAAUCUUUCAGCAAAUUUCACACAGAGAAACCUAAAAUUGAUAAAGAUAAAGCAGCAGAAGAAGAAAAAGCCAACGGAGACGCGGAAGAAAYAACGGAAAAGCAGGCAGAAACUGCUGCAGAAGGGGAGCAGAAAGAAAGCAAUGAAGCGACACCCGCAGAGACGAAAGAAGAACAGAAAGAAGACAAGCCGCAGGAAGAGGCCAAAGAGGAAAGCAAAGAAGAAAAGAAAGAAGAGGUCAAAGACCAAACAGAAGAGACCAAAGAAGAAAAGAAGGAAGAGGUCAAAGACCAAACAGAAGAGACCAAAGAAGAAAAGAAGGAAGAGGCCAAAGAACAAGCACAAGAGGUCAAAGAAGAAGCGAAGGAAGAGACCAAACAAGAAAUGAAGGAAGAACCCAAAGCAGAAACAAACGAAGCUAAAGAAGACACGAAAGAAGAGACUAAAGAGGAAGCAAAGGAGGAGAUUAAAGAAGAAAAGAAGGAAGAAGCGAAAGAAGAAGUAAAAGAAGAGGCGAAAGAAGAGGUGAAAGAAGAACCAAAGCAAGAAUCAAAGGAAGAAGACAGCGAAGCGCCAAAAGACGAAAAGAAGGAAGACGAACAACAGGAAGCAAAAGAAGAACYUAAAGAAACGGCAGACCAACAACCUGCUGAAGCUGAACAACAACAAUCCGAAACCAAGGAAGAAAAUGGUGAACAAAAUACAGAAAUGUAAGCAAAAUCGUCAUGACUAACGAAAAGACUGAAAAUCUCCGUCUUUCUGGGAAGUGAAUCAAGAAAUACGAUUCAUAUCGGGGAUUUUCUGAAAUUUCAGUCUGGUCAAGGUAAUCUGACCGUGAAAAAGACGUAGAAUGUAGGCAUUUAUAAACUUAUACUCACGAAUUAAAACUGAAACAAAAUUUAAACAUUUACAUUACCCUAGGGGUAGUCUCUUCUUUUACCCUCGAGGGAAGAGAAGAAAAGAAGAAGCCUGCCCUUCUUGUUUUAAUGUAAAUGAAUAAUUGUAAGUGGUCCCAAACUUCUAUGGAGUUAUACUUUUUUUAUAAAAUUCCCUUAGGCUAGCAUAUGGAAGUCAUUUUUACUAAUUUAGAUGAGAAAGCAGCKUAGAGACUCUUUUAUAUUUAAGUGACUACGAGUUUGUUUUGUGUCACUURCUAAAAGAAUAAAAAAAUGUUAGUUUUUCUUAGGAAUUUGAUUUAAGAACUUUUAUAGAUGAAAAAGCAUAUUAGAGACUCUUCCAUAUCAAAGUGACAACAAGCUUCUUUUGUUUCACAUAUAAAAGAAUAAAAAAACUGCUUGUUUUUGUUAGGAAUUUGAUUUUAAAACUUUUAUAUUCUAAUGACCUUGAAGAUAUAAUGUUAAACAACCACAAUGAAAAUAAUUCUAGAUUUAAUGGAGUUUAAUAUAUACACUGAUUUAUAUUGAUUAAAAAGAAUAAGCAAUAAAUGGCAAUUACUAAAAAUUACAAGGAAAUAAGAGGUUAUAGAUCGAAAGUCAUGAUAAAAUAUACAUCUAUA
Messenger RNA from Exaiptasia diaphana, 2711 nucleotides. RefSeq names its product synaptic vesicle membrane protein VAT-1 homolog. Gene Ontology annotation, molecular function: oxidoreductase activity. The record is from RefSeq and is a predicted model, not a curated record. The transcript is spliced from 10 exons. The coding region runs from base 23 to 1909 and encodes 628 amino acids. NCBI's taxonomy places the organism in Eukaryota, Metazoa, Cnidaria, Anthozoa, Actiniaria, Aiptasiidae.